CAUAGCCAAGCUCAUUAUAUAUAAGACCCCCACUGGUUUCCAAAAACUGUUCAGCAUAGCAGAAUUGCCCAUCUGAGUAGAACUGAUAAUAAUAUUCUUUUCUUCUUCCCUUGUACCUUCUUAUAAUAUUAUCGUACAUAAUUAAACAAAGAAUAUGGAUGGGAAGAAACUGGAGUACAAAGGUGAAGCGGCCUUGAAGGAGAUUGAGAGGCUGACAUCAGAGGCUGAUAAAGUUCAGGAGGAAAUUCUGAAAGAGAUCUUGACAAGAAACUGCGAAACUGAGUAUCUGAGUAAGUAUAUUGACAAGGGAACAAAAGAUAUUUCACAGUUUAAGAAGCGUGUCCCAGUUAUUACUUACAAGGAUAUUCAGCCUUAUAUUGAAAGAAUUUGCAAUGGUGAAGAGUCCUCCCUCAUUACUGGCCACCCAAUAACUGAAAUGUUAUGCAGCUCUGGGACAUCAGCUGGGGAGCCUAAGAUGAUGCCGUCGAUCGCCGAAGAUCUCGACCGUCGAACCUUUCUAUAUAACCUCAUCAUGCCAAUCAUCAACCAGUAUGUCCCUGGACUCGAUGAGGGCAAGGCAAUGUUCCUCUACUUUGUCAAGGCCGAGAUGUCGACGCCAUGCGGCUUACCGGCCCGAGCCGUCCUGACCAGCUACUACAAGAGCAAGCACUUCAAGUGCCGAGCCCAGGACGCCUUCAACAGCUACACAAGCCCGGACCAAGCGAUCCUCUGCUACGACAGCAACCAAAGCAUGUACUGCCAGCUCCUGGCGGGUCUCGUCCACCGUCACCAAGUCCUCCGCCUCGGCGCAGUCUUUGCCUCCGCUCUCCUCCGCGCGAUCUCCUUCCUGGAGCGCAACUGGGCCAGCCUAUGCAACGACAUCCGGACGGGGCAACUCGACCCCUCCAUCAUAACCGACCACGAGUGUCGUUUAGCCAUGUCCAGCGUCGUUUCUUUCCCCGACCCGUGUUUGGCCGACGAGAUCGAGGAGAUUUGCUGUCGCUCAUCGUGGAAGGGCAUCUUAUGCAGGCUUUGGCCAAGGGCAAAGUACAUAGAGGCGGUCAUAACCGGGUCAAUGGCUCAGUACAUACCGGCUUUGGAGUACUACAGUGAAGGGAAACUGCCGUUGGUGUGUACAAUGUAUGCUUCGUCAGAGUGUUACUUUGGGGUUAACUUGAAGCCCUUGUGUGACCCUGCUGACGUGGCGUUCACCCUUUUGCCGAAUAUGUGUUACUUUGAGUUCAUACCUUUGGGAGAGAAUGGGACGCUUUUGAUGGACAUUGCUGAGGAGGAGGAGGUGCCUGUUGAUAAGCUUGUUGAUUUGGUUCAUGUCAGGCGUGGCUGUUAUUAUGAAUUGGUCGUCACCACCUUUGCCGGUCUAAACCGGUAUCGAAUUGGGGACGUGCUACAAGUGAUGAGUUUUCACAACAAAGCGCCACAAUUCCGCUUCAUCUGCAGAAGAAACGUCCUCCUCAGCAUCGACAACGACAAGACCAACGAGGAGGACCUCCACAAGAGCGUCUCCGCCGCCAAGAAGCUUCUCGAACCCCACAAUGCCCUCCUCGUCGAGUACACCAGCUACGCCGAUACCUCCCGCGUCCCUGGACACUACGUCCUCUACUGGGAACUCCUCCACCACGGCCCACCAUCACCAUUUUCACAGCUACUUUGGCUAAACGACGCUAGUCACGUGCUCGAAGAGUGUUGCAUCGCCGUCGAGGAGGAGCUCGACUACAUCUACCGGCGUUGCCGGACCAACGACAAGUCGGUGGGGCCGCUGGAGAUCCGUGUGGUGAAGCCAGGGACGUUUGAGGUGCUCAUGGACUUGUGCAUAAGCCAAGGGGGCUCCAUUAAUCAGUACAAGACUCCAAGGUGUAUCAAGUCGGAUACGGUGCUUAAGCUUCUUGAUUCUAACGUCAAGGCUUGUUUCUUCAGCCCUAGGGAUCCCAAGUGGAUUCCUUGAUUGACAAUUUAAGGACGUGAUCGGUCAAAUCUUCAUGAUAACUUUAUGAUAAUAAAUUGUUGAUCAGAAG
Molecule: messenger RNA, 2033 nt
Organism: Morus notabilis
Lineage: Eukaryota; Viridiplantae; Streptophyta; Magnoliopsida; Rosales; Moraceae
Product: putative indole-3-acetic acid-amido synthetase GH3.9
Exons: 4
Coding region: 155-1963 (602 amino acids)
Cellular component (GO): cytoplasm
Molecular function (GO): acid-amino acid ligase activity
Source: RefSeq, a predicted model, not a curated record